GAAAAAGAAAAGAAAAAACAAAGCCUUCCCACUCUAUACAUUUUCGGCAAACGUUCUAUGGUAAAACAAUCCUUCGACCAAAAAAAUCUCUGAUGUCGAAGGUAAGUUCCUCAAAUUUAGUCCACGAUCCGCCACCGCAACAUCAAGUGUUCAUAAAUUUUCGGGGAACGGAGCUCCGAAACAACUUCAUAAGUCAUCUGGAGAAGGCCUUGUUAAAUAAAAAAGUCAACGUGUUCAUAGACAUUCGCGAGAGGAUUGGGAAAGAUAAGGAUAUCUUUUUCCAGAGGAUAAGGGAGUCGAGGAUCACGAUUGCGGUCAUUUCAAGCAAAUACACGGAGUCAAAAUGGUGCUUGAACGAGCUUGCAGAGAUCCAGAAGUGUGUGUUGGCGGAGACCAUGGAAGUGUUUCCAGUGUUCUACAAGGUAGAUGUUGGGACGGUAGAGAAACAGACUGGAGAGUUUGGUGAAAAUUUCAAGAAAUUACUAGAACAACAUCAUAGCGAAAGGGAAAAAUGGGAAAGAGCACUUAAGUUUGUGACCAGUAAGCUAGGCGUGAGAGUGGAUGAAAAGAGUUUUGAGUGCGAUAUCGUCGAUCAUGUCGUGAAAGACGUAAUGAAAGCAAUAAACGAAAUACCGACGGAUCAAGGAACAAAGAGUCCAAGAGGAGAUAUUAUUGUAUUGCCCGAGGGAAAUAUACGAGGAGAGCCUGAGAGUUCUUCUUCUUGGUCUUCAAAAGCGUCUCCUUUCUUUGGGAUCGAAACACGCCUAGAGCAAUUGAAAGAGAAGUUAGAUUUUGAAUCAAAUGAGGUUACUCGUGUUGUUGGAGUUGUUGGGAUGCCUGGUAUAGGUAAAACAACUCUUGCCAAGAAAGUUUUGGAGGAUUGGGGGUAUGAGUUCUCGCAUACAAUGUUUCUAGAUGAUGUUCGUGAGAAGUCAAAGUAUCCUGAGAUCCAUAACUUGCAGAUGGAGCUCCUGUGUGGUUUAACGAAUAUAAAAUACGAAAGAAAGGAACAAACAGAAACUGACCUCCUACUUAAAUUUUUGAAAGUUGAGGUAAGCAAAAACAAAGUGUUGUUUGUUCUUGACGAUGUGAGUGAGAAGAGUCAGAUAGAAAAUAUUCUUGGUGAAAGCGAAUGGUUAAAAGAAGGAAGCAAAGUUCUCAUCACCACAAACAGCAAGUCCGUGGUCAAGGGAAUGGUAAACGAGACUUAUCUAGUCCCUGGCCUCAGCGACAACGAUGCCCUAAAUUAUUUUGAAAGACAUGCAUUCUCUGUUUCUUGCGAGCCAAGUUUCAUGAAGUUGGCAAGAGAGUUUGUGGAGUACUCUAGGGGUAAUCCAUUAGCCCUCAAAGUACUUGGCGGUGAACUUCUUGGGAAGCAAAAGUCGUACUGGGAAUCGAAGCUUGGGACGCUUGCGAAAAGCCCGAUCAGCAACACGAUUCAAAAUGUCUUGAGAAUUCCGUAUGAUGAUCUUAGCCUCCACCACAAGAAUUUGUUCCUCGAUGUGGCAUGUUUCUUCAGGUUUGAAGAUGAGUAUCACGUGAGGAGUUUUCUGGAUUCUUCGGUUCAUGAGAAUGUGAGCGAAAUAAAAGAUCUCGCGGAUAAGUUCUUGAUUAACAUUUGUGGUGGUCGACUUGAGAUAAAUGACUUGAUGUACACAUUCGCAAUGGGGCUAGAAUCACAAUCAUCCUCUGAAGACUGUACGAGUGGGCGUAGGCUGUCCAACCAUGGGGAGAUCAUCACUGUUCUCCGAAACAAAGUGGAAGCGACCAAGGUUAGAGGAAUUUUCCUUGACAUGUCUGAAGUACCUAAGGAAAUGAAAUUAAGCAGUGACACAUUCAAAGAAAUGAAUGAUCUCAGAUACUUGAAAUUCUUCGACUCAAGUUGUCCUAAAGAAUGUGAAGCUGACUGCAACCUGAACUUCCCCAAUGGACUUAGGUUUACACUGGAAAAAAUCAGAUAUCUCCAUUGGCUGAAAUUUCCGCUGAAGAUCUUUCCACGAAGUUUUAACCCGAAAAAUCUUAUAGACCUCAAGCUGCCGUACAGCCAGCUAGAGCAAGUUUGGAAGGGAGAGAAGGAUACGUCGAAACUAAAGUGGCUGGACUUGAAUCAUUCAAGUAAGCUGCGAACAUUGUCGGGUUUAUCGUUGGCUCGAAAUCUUCAAAGUAUGAACCUUGAAGGUUGCACGAAAUUGGAGGCGGUUCACCACGAGCUAAAAAAUAUGGGAAGUCUAUUAUUUCUUAACCUGAGAGGAUGCACGAGCCUAGAGUCUCUUCCAAAAAUAAAGUUGAACUCUCUAAAAACACUCAUCCUCAGCGGCUGCUCAAAUGUUGACGAAUUCAAUUUGAUUUCAGAGAAACUUGAAGAGUUAUACUUGGAUGGCACUGCGAUAAAGGGACUUCCUUCAGAUAUUGGGAACCUCCAAAGACUAGUCUUGCUGAAAUUGAAAGACUGCAAAAAGCUGUUGAGUCUCCCUGAUACUAUCAGAAAUCUAAAAGCUCUUGAAAAACUAAUACUCUCUGGUUGUUCAAGCCUUGUGAGUUUUCCAGAAGUUAAGCAGAACUUGAAGCAUUUGAAGACUUUACUACUUGACGGGACCGCAAUAAAAGAUGUGCAUGAUGUUGUGCAUCGUCUAAGUAUUAAUCAAGGGCAAUUUUCUUCAUUUACACACUACGAUUUGUGUGAAUGGCGGCAUGGUAUCAACGGAUUAUCAUCAGUGCAACGUUUAUGUCUGAGCAGAAACGAUUUCACAAGCUUGCCAGAAAGCAUCAUGUAUCUCUACAAUCUCAAAUGGCUUGACUUGAAGUAUUGCAAGCAGCUCACAUCUCUUCCAAUGCUUCCACCAAAUCUUCAUUGGUUAGACGCAGACGGCUGCAUUUCACUGAAAAAUAUCGAGAACUCAUUGUCUCUACUAUUGGCGGCAACAGAGCAGUUACACUCCACAUUUAUAUUCAGUAAUUGCAAAAAACUUGAUCAAGUUGCGAAGAAUGAUAUCGUGUCUUAUGUUCGGAGGAAGAUUCAGUUAAUGUCAGAUGCACUAGUCCACAAAAAUAAGGGUUCAAUACUCGAUGUGUUGAUUAAAAUCUGUUAUCCUGGUUGGCAAUUACCUGUAUGGUUCGAUCACCGGUCGGUUGGGUCAGAGUUGAAGCAAAAUCUACCUCGACAUUGGAAUGAAGACGGGCUUACCGGUAUAGCUCUCUGCGUUGUUGUCUCAUUUAAGGACUACAAAGAUCAUAAUACCCGCCUCUUAGUUAGAUGCACCAGUGAGUUCAAAAAAGAAGACGCGCCUUUGAUUCAGUUUAGUUGCAUUCUUGGCGGCUGGACAAAACAAAUUAGCGAUAACCCCGGAGACAUCGUGGAGCCUUCUGGUCACGUCUUUAUCGGUUACACCAAUUUGUUACACGUCAUGAAACGGGACAGAGGAGCGAAAUGUGUUGGUACGGAGGUUUCCUUUAAAUUCGAAGUAACCGACGGGGCAAAACAGGUUACAAAUUGUGAGGUUCUCAAGUGUGGCUUUACUCUUAUCUACGCACCUACUACUAAACCUGUUCAUAGCUUGUGUACUCAAGUAUACUCUGACCAUGGUGAGCAAAUGUCUGGUUCAACGACCGCUAUCAAAGGCACGGUUGAAGAAAGAUAUAACAAGCACGGAACUGGAGCACCCUCUGUUUCAUUUGUGGCUCCGACGAUGGAGAGCGAGAUCACAAAGAAAGUACAGCAUUUCGAAGCUACAAGUAACGUAGAAGACAUCAAGAAUGAAGCUAAUUCUGCUGGAGGUCCAUCAAGAAACAACGUUGAUGCUAAUUCAGAGAGUAGUGAUCACAAUAGUAAUGGUGGAUCCAUGUCACCAGGGAGCUCAGGAGAAGGUGAAGUUUUUAAUAAUGAAUCUCCAAAGAAAGAGGAGACCAAUUCAACAAGUUCAGCAUUACCUUUAGAAAAUAAUACUAAUGAAAAUGGCACAAACAACGUACGUGAGAGGUUGGAGAAACCUAUACGGCUUAUUUGUCUAGUGAUCUCCAUUUAUCUUGGUGCUGCUUUUGUGCUGAGAAAGGAUAACAAAAAGAGAUCAAAUCAAUAAAAUAUGUCUGAUUCCAAUGGUA
Arabidopsis lyrata subsp. lyrata is the source of this 4098-nucleotide messenger RNA. RefSeq names its product disease resistance protein RPS4. Gene Ontology annotation, biological process: signal transduction; defense response. Gene Ontology annotation, molecular function: ADP binding. The transcript has 5 exons. Bases 93 to 4076 code for a protein of 1327 amino acids. Lineage: Eukaryota; Viridiplantae; Streptophyta; Magnoliopsida; Brassicales; Brassicaceae. The record is from RefSeq and is a predicted model, not a curated record.